Molecule: messenger RNA, 1023 nt
Organism: Rhizophagus irregularis DAOM 181602=DAOM 197198
Lineage: Eukaryota; Fungi; Glomeromycota; Glomeromycetes; Glomerales; Glomeraceae
Molecular function (GO): methyltransferase activity
Source: RefSeq, a predicted model, not a curated record
AUGACAUAUAGCAUUGUUGAUAUUCGUAAAACUGACACCUGUCUUAAAAAUUCAAUUAUUAAUGGAAUUAAUCAAUCAACGAAAUCUAUUCCAGCUAUCGUACUUUAUGACGAGCUCGGUUUGCAAUAUUAUGAGAAAGUUACUUAUCUUAAAGAAUAUUAUUUAACGGAAGCUGAAAUUGAUAUUCUGAAGAAUAAGGCUGACCAAAUUAGUGAUUAUAUACCUGAAGGUAGCUCUCUUAUUGAAUUGGGUUCAGGUGCGUUACGAAAAACGAGACUUCUUCUCGAUUCUAUUGAAAAACAAAAGAAAAAGGUCAUUUAUUAUGCGCUCGAUCUUAUGGAAGGCGAACUCAAAAGGACAUUAUCGUCACUAGGAAAAUUUCAAUAUGUUAAACUUGUGGGACUCUGGGGAGUAUAUGAAGAUGGAAUAGACUAUGCUUCAAAUUUACCUGGAGACUCGCACAAAACUAUACUGUGGAUGGGUUCUUCAAUUGGAAAUUUUAAUAGGGAUGAAGCUGCUAAUUUUGUUAAAACUAUUCAAGAUAAAGCUAUGAAUCCAGGAGAUUUGUUUUUAAUUGGAAUUGACAGAAGAAAAAACCCCGAUAAAAUUACUGCCGCAUAUAAUGAUCCAAAAGGAAUUAAUGCUAAAUUCAUAAUGAAUGGAUUGAAUCACGUUAAUGCUAUUUUCGAUCAACCUAUAUUUGAUAGUAAUAAUUUCGAACAUGUUACAAUGUAUAAUGAUGAUGUUGGUAGGCAUGAGGCUUAUUGUAAGGUUAAGAAUGACACCACGUUAGAAUUCAAGGAAUCCAAAGACAAUCCUAAAACAAUAAUUAAAUUGAACAAAAAUGAACUUAUUAACAUAGGAUAUUCACACAAAUACAAUAAAGCUGAAACUGAUGCUUUGUUCGAUUUUAGUUUACUAUCAUAUAUGGAAAGUUGGACAGAUUCUCAAUCACUCUAUGACCUCCAUUUAGUCUAUAAAUCACCUUUUCACUUUACAAGAAAAUUUGACUCACAUAAAUAA